This is a messenger RNA of Aspergillus viridinutans, 837 nucleotides long. RefSeq names its product LUC7 domain-containing protein. Gene Ontology annotation, molecular function: mRNA binding. Gene Ontology annotation, cellular component: U1 snRNP; U2-type prespliceosome. Bases 1 to 837 code for a protein of 278 amino acids. NCBI's taxonomy places the organism in Eukaryota, Fungi, Ascomycota, Eurotiomycetes, Eurotiales, Aspergillaceae. The record is from RefSeq and is a predicted model, not a curated record. The transcript is spliced from 3 exons. Gene Ontology annotation, biological process: mRNA splice site recognition.
AUGGCAGCCGAACAAAGAAAGCUGCUCGAGCAGCUUAUGGGAGCGGACCAGCUCAUAGGUACCGGCGGCGCCUCUCGCAGUGCGCAGCUACAGAUUACGGACCCUAAGGUCUGUCGCUCGUACCUGGUCGGAACUUGCCCGCAUGAUCUCUUCACCAACACCAAGCAAGAUUUGGGCCCUUGUCCCAAGGUACACAGUGAGGGACUGAAGACGGAGUACGAGACCGCCUCAGCGGCCGAGAAGGCGAAAUGGGGCUUUGAGUUCGAUUACAUGCGCGAUAUGCAGAAAUAUAUCGACGAUUGUGAUCGCAGGAUUGACUCCGCCCAGCGACGGUUAGAGAAGACCCCGGAUGAGAUCAGACAGACAAACAACCUGCUGAAACAAAUCUCCGACCUCGCAAAGACCAUCAAUACCGGUCUCCUUGAAGUUUCCGUUCUCGGUGAGACUGGUGCUGUGGCCCAAGCGCUCAACGAACUACACAAGAUUCGCACCGCCAAACACCAAAAGGAGACCUGCGAGCGCGAACUCAAGAAUCUUCAAGAUACCUCCGGUCCAUCCGGUCAUCAGAAGCUGCAAGUCUGCGACGUCUGCGGUGCUUAUCUGAGUCGUCUUGAUAACGAUCGCCGGUUGGCCGACCACUUCUUCGGCAAAAUGCACAUGGGUUAUUCAGACAUGCGCAAGACGUACAAAAAGCUCAGCGAAGAGCUCAAGGGGCGCCCACCUCCUGUCCGUCACCAUGAUGAUGACGAAGGCGGUUGGGGUGGCCGCUCAGGUGGUGGACGAGGCCCUCGUUAUGGUGGUGGUGGCGGAUACAGGAAACGAGGCGGGCGGUGGUGA